This is a messenger RNA of Dicrocoelium dendriticum, 1368 nucleotides long. The record is from the annotation of a GenBank genome assembly. Lineage: Eukaryota; Metazoa; Platyhelminthes; Trematoda; Plagiorchiida; Dicrocoeliidae.
GAUGUUUCCUUUACUCUCCACUUGCACCAAGCGUCUUCCCAUCGUUUUCUCCAAUGUAAAUCGGUUAAUUACUGGGACUGCAAACACUCUGGAGGUUCGCAGAAAGAUAGUUCAAACUCGUGAGAAAAUUCAACUUGGUGGGGGCCAAAAGCGUGUCGAUGCCCAGCAUAAGCGAGGGAAGCUGACAGCAAGGGAGCGGAUCGAACUAUUGGCCGAUCCCGGAACAUUUGUUGAAUUCGAUGCAUUCAUGGAGCAUGACUGUCAUGAUUUUGAUAUGGAAAAACAAAGGUUCCCUUGCGAUAGUGUCGUCACAGGACACUGCAAAGUGAACGGUAAAACAGUCUACCUCUACAGUCAAGACUUUACUGUCUUCGGUGGUAGCCUGAGUGCGGUUCAUUCGCGUAAAAUUUGCAAAGUAAUGGAUCAAGCCAUGCUAACUGGCGCUCCUAUCGUUGGUAUGAACGAUUCUGGUGGUGCCCGAAUCCAAGAAGGCGUGGCUUCCCUGGCGGGCUACGCGGACAUUUUCCAACGCAACGUGGAUGCGUCCGGUGUGAUUCCGCAGAUUUCGCUCAUAAUGGGACCUUGUGCUGGUGGCGCUGUGUACUCACCCGCACUGACCGAUUUUAUUUUCAUGGUUCAGGACACAUCGUAUAUGUUCAUCACUGGGCCAGACGUAGUCAAAGCCGUGACAAACGAGGAUGUUACCCAAGAAGAGCUUGGAGGAUCCAAAACCCACUGUUCCUUAUCUGGUGUAGCCCAUCGAGCGUAUUCCAAUGAUGUUGAUGCCAUCGUGAACACUCGUGACUUUCUAGCCUACCUACCAUCAUCGAAUAGGGAGCCAAUCUCCCCGAUUCGUGAAUGUCACGAUCCAGUAAAUCGCAUGGUCCCAGCGUUGGAUACCGUCGUUCCUCUUGAACCUACCAGCGCUUACGAUAUGAGCGAAGUUAUAUACAAUACUGUCGAUGAGCGAGAAUUCUUCGAAAUCAUGCCAAAUUAUGCGAAAAAUAUCAUAGUCGGAUUCGCUCGCUUGGGUGGCCGUACUGUAGGAAUCGUUGCUAAUCAACCCCGAUUUUCCGCGGGCUGUUUGGACAUCAACGCUUCUGUUAAGGGCGCCCGCUUCGUGCGAUUCUGCGAUGCCUUCAACAUCCCGCUUGUUACGUUUGUCGAUGUGCCCGGGUUCUUACCUGGCACAAACCAAGAAUACGGCGGAAUCAUCAGACACGGUGCAAAGUUGAUCUUCGCAUACGCUGAGGCCACCGUGCCAAAACUCACAGUCACCACCCGCAAAUCUUACGGUGGAGCUUAUUGCGUUAUGAGCUCUAAACACCUGCGUGGUGACAUUAACUAUGCAUGGCCCACGGCUGAGGU